CUCAUUUCCUGGCGUCGUUACUGGCAGAGGUGAAAGACACAGACACAUUUAGCGUGGAUUUGAGAUUUUAUUCUGAUUUAUCGGCGAAACCCGGAGUCGUUCCGUUCAAGCGAUCGGCGGCCGUUACCGCGGAGUGACACGGAACUCAAACCAGAACAAACCGAAGCGUAAAAAAGUGAAGGAAUGGGGCGAGGAAACUGGAUUCAUUUAGAAGUGAAAGAGAAUUCCGGCUUGAAUUAACCAGACUACGUCAGGACUAGAUAUUAGAUCAUAUUCUAACACUAUAACCCGAUGAUUAUACGAGAUAAUUGUUUUGUAUAUAAAAUAUAGUGCGUUCGUAUCACGAAUUCAGUUUGACCAAAAGUCUCCAUUUGUUUUAAAUAAGACCCAUAGUAAUAACCCAGCUUUUUUUGUAAUAGAGAUCAACUAUAAUGGCAGUUGGUCGGGCGGAGACUCUCCAUGUGCUUCGUAUAUGAGCUGAAGAGCUCAGGCAGGUGUUUUUAAUGGGAGGCGGAUUGAUCUGCUCUGGGAUCAGCGGGCGAAUCUUGCACCGAUGGCGGAGGUACCGGCUCUGGCCCGGUUGGAGUCCCUGGCCCGGUACGUUCACAAAGCGGCCAGCGAGGGGCGAGUCCUGACCCUGGCCGCCCUGCUCCUGAAUCACUCCACCGUUCAGACCCGGUACCUGCUGGAGUAUGUGACCCAGGAGGCCGGGCAGAGAUCCACGCCGCUCAUCAUUGCUGCUCGGAACGGACAUGACAAGGUGGUCCGGCUGCUUCUGGACCAUUAUAAAGUAGACACGGAACAGACCGGAACCGUCAGAUUUGACGGGUAUAUUAUCGAUGGCGCCACGGCUCUUUGGUGUGCAGCCGGCGCUGGGCAUUUCCAAGUGGUACGCCUGCUGGUUUCUCACAACGCCAACGUGAAUCACACCACGCUCACGAACUCCACCCCCCUGAGGGCCGCGUGCUUCGACGGCCGCCUGGACAUCGUACGGUAUCUCGUGGAGCACAAGGCCGACAUCGGCAUCGCCAAUAAGUACGGCAACACUUGUUUGAUGAUCGCCGCCUACAAGGGCCACACCGACGUCGUUCACUUCCUGCUGGAGGGCAGCGCGGAUCCCAACUCUAAAGCCCACUGCGGGGCCACCGCGCUACACUUUGCCGCGGAAGCCGGGCAUCUGGAUAUCGUGAAGGAGCUGGUACGAUGCCAAGCCGCUAUGGUAGUUAACGGACACGGCAUGACGCCGCUGAAAGUGGCGGCCGAAAGUUGUAAGGCGGACGUCGUAGAACUGCUGCUGUCGCACGCGGAUUGCGACGUGCAUAGCCGCAUUGAGGCGUUGGAGCUCCUCGGAGCCUCUUUCGCCAACGACCGCGAGAAUUACGACAUUCUUAAAACGUACCACUACUUGUACCUCGCCAUGCUGGAGCGAUUUCGCGAUCCCGAGAGGGUUAUCGCCAAAGAGUUGCCGUCGCCUGUUGCGGCGUACGGAGGGAGGGCAGAGUGCCGGAAUUUGCAAGACUUGGAGGCCGUUCGGCACGACCGGGAUGCGCUCCACAUGGAAGGCCUGAUGAUUCGCGAGCGAAUCCUGGGCGCGGAUAACAUCGACGUGUCGCAUCCCAUAAUAUAUCGCGGCGCGGUCUACGCCGACAACAUGGAGUUCGAGCAGUGCAUCAAACUCUGGCUGCACGCCUUGCAUCUACGCCAACAAGGCAACCGCAACACGCAUAAAGACCUCUUGCGAUUCGCGCAGGUGUUCUCGCAAAUGGUCCACCUAAAGGAGCCGGUCCGCGCGUCGGACGUCGAACACGUUUUGCGCGCCAGCGUCCUGGAGAUCCGCCGCAGCAUGGCGCGCCUGCGAACCACCGCCGACGCGGAGUUGCCGACGGCGACCGACAGCUACGAGUCCAACGUGUUCACUUUCCUCUACCUGGUCUGCAUCUCCACGAAAACGCAGUGCAGCGAAGAGGAACGGGCGCGCAUUAACAAACAGAUCUACGACUUAAUACGCCUAGACCCGCGCUCCCGAGAGGGCUCGUCGCUGUUGCACCUAGCGGCUAGCUCCAGCACGCCCGUCGACGACUUCCACACCAACGACGUGUGCAGUUUUCCAAACGCGCAAGUGACCAAGCUGCUCAUCGACUGCGGCUCCCAGGUGAACGCCGUGGACCAUGAAGGAAACAGCCCUUUACACCUCAUCGUACAGUACAACCGACCCAUCAGCGACUUCUUGACCCUCCACGCCAUCAUCAUCAGCCUCGUGGAAGCCGGCGCACAUACGGACAUGACCAACAAGCAGAAGAAGACCCCGCUCGAUAAAAGCACGACGGGCGUUUCUGAAAUCCUCCUGAAGACGCAGAUGAAGAUGAGUCUGAAAUGCCUGGCGGCCCGCGCCGUGCAGCAGCAUCAGAUCUUGUACCGAGACCAGAUUCCCAAAAGCCUGGAGGAGUUCGUCGAAUUCCACUGACCCGUGUUUUUCUUUAUCCGUCAGAUCUGGUUUUCGGAGUUUGUUUUUUACCUGUCAAACGGUGCUGAGGACUCCUAAAGUGUUCGGUUUCAGUCGUUUUUUUUUUUUUAACCAAUCAAAACGUCGAUGCUGACGGUAACAGGCAGCGCAGAAGACUCUUAUUUUGAAAACUGAGACGUUUCUUCUUUUUCGCCGAACAGCAUUUUACUGUGCGUUGGACUUCAGUCGUGACGAUGUGAACAGCUUUUUUUUUUUUUAAAUUAAGCUGCUGAAUUUUUUUUGUCAGCGUUAGUUUUUGUUUUCUUAACAUAUUUUAUAAAAGGUUUAUUUAAAACAGAGUGAAAAAUGUCUAUUUUAUAAUGAAUGGGUAGCCGAGAGUUGAUGUCCUAAAGCUAAACUCCGUGCCAGGUGGUUUCUUUUAUUUGAAUAUUAAAAUGUGCCUGUAACCAGAAAGUUGGACGUUUUAGAAUUAUUAUUAUUAUUAUUAUUAUUAUUAUUAUUAUUGUUUAGUUGUUGUUUUAAAACCAUAACGCCACUGCAAAGCCAAUUAGUGAGUCUAUAAUUCUGACUUGCAUUAAUGAACACGUGCUGGAGCUCUUUUUGAGUCACGGGGCCUUAUUCUGGAUGGUGCUGUUGUGAGUGUGUGAGCAGCGUGUCUUCCUGCUUUUAGCUGUGUGUGUGUGUGUGUGCGCGUGUGUGUGUGUGUGUGUGUGUGUGUGUGUGUGUGUGUGUGUUGGAGAGCGUGUCUGCUUGAAUGCGACCGAAUCUGAAUGUGGAGGUUUUUAACCCUCUGUGUUUGCACCGUGUUUUAUCCUUUAAUGACUGGAGAUGGAUCAACGAGUUUUUAUUUCCCAAACCAAAUAUAACGAGAUUAAAAGCAUUGAUCUAGAA
Puntigrus tetrazona (Sumatra barb) is the source of this 3355-nucleotide messenger RNA. It is a transcript of the gene fem1b, whose product is annotated as fem-1 homolog b. The transcript is spliced from 2 exons. Bases 554 to 2464 code for a protein of 636 amino acids. NCBI's taxonomy places the organism in Eukaryota, Metazoa, Chordata, Actinopteri, Cypriniformes, Cyprinidae. The record is from RefSeq and is a predicted model, not a curated record. Gene Ontology annotation, molecular function: protein binding.